This is a messenger RNA of Cebus imitator (Panamanian white-faced capuchin), 663 nucleotides long. It is a transcript of the gene ZNF593, whose product is annotated as zinc finger protein 593. The coding region runs from base 103 to 507 and encodes 134 amino acids. The transcript is spliced from 3 exons. The record is from RefSeq and is a predicted model, not a curated record. NCBI's taxonomy places the organism in Eukaryota, Metazoa, Chordata, Mammalia, Primates, Cebidae.
CCUCGCCCCCCGGCGUCUCCUGACGUCGCUGGGCGACCCGGAAGCGCCCACACGUGUACUCCUUGCUUUGCUCCCGGCCCCUUUGCCGGGCUUUUUCUGGCCAUGGGUCGCUCCCGCCGGACAGGCGCGCACCGAGCGCACUCCCUAGCCCGGCAGAUGAAAGCGAAGCGGCGGCGGCCGGACCUGGAUGAGAUUCACCGCGAGCUGCGGCAGCAGGGACCCGCACGGCCCCAGCCCGACCCGGACGCCGAGCCGGACCCCGACCUGCCAGGGGGCGGCCUGCACCGCUGUCUGGCCUGCGCGAGGUACUUCAUCGAUUCCGCCAACCUGAAGACCCACUUCCGAUGCAAAGACCACAAGAAAAGGCUGAAGCAGCUGAGCGUCGAGCCCUACAGUCAGGAAGAGGCGGAAAGGGCAGCGGGUAUGGGAUCCUAUGUGUCCCCCAGGCGGCUGGCAGUGCCCACAGAAGUGUCCACCGAGGUCCCUGAGAUGGACACUUCUAUCUGACAUGGCCUGAGGAUGCAGGGCAAAAGAGUUGCUCAUGGACAGUGACGCAUGGACUAGGCUGGGAGGGGGUGUGCCAGCCCCUUUUGGCGCUGGGUUUGUGAAGCGGAUGGCCUCUUCUGGGUGCCCUGCCUCCAAUAAAGGAACUGGACAAAGAGA